GAAUCCUUUACCCGCGUGCGCUCUCGCGCCGUGUUUUGCGCAAAACACUACAAAUUACAGUGGAAAUGGAGACGUUUAGCAGGCUUCUUUUGGAAUAUCCUGAAUUAUUGUAUAGUGGAGUCGGAGCAACGGCUUUCGUCACAGGUGGAGCGCUGAUUUAUAAGAUUGCCACCAGGAAGAAGCCCACCCAUGCAAAUGUAAACUGCUGGUUCUGUAACCAGAACACAGUUGUUCCUUAUGGAAACAGGAACUGCUGGGAUUGUCCAAACUGUGACCAGUACAAUGGCUUUCAGGAGAAUGGGGAUUACAACAAACCGAUCCCGGCUCAGUACAUGGAACACCUGAAUCAUGGCGUCUCUGGAAGCCCUCCCUCACCUGAGCCACCUAAGACUCUGCAGUGGGUCAACUGUCAGAUGCUGCUUUGCAGGAAGUGCAAUAAUAACCAGUCUACAAAGAUCAAGCAGCUGGCUUCAUAUUUGCCGAGGGAUGACGAGAACUACGACGAGGAAAUUGAAGCCUACAAGCACCACCUGGAGCAGACGUAUAAGCUAUGCAGACCUUGUCAGACGGCCGUAGAAUAUUAUAUUAAGUAUCAAAACCGCCAGCUUCGUACGGUGCUCUUAAACCAUCAGCUUCGGCGCACCCGAGAAUCGAACACGGGGUUUGUAAAGAGCUCCCCGGCUCCGUCCUCCCCCUUGGGCGUCAUACUCUUAAGGAUCCUGGCCUUCCUGGUUUGCGCUUUCCUACUCGCUACGUCUUUCUAUAAAUUGCCAGCACAGACCGUUUCGCCAAGCGAACCGCAGACGUUAAGCGGGGGCGUCAUCCCCCCAAGGCCCACGUCUCCCAACGGGUCCCACUCCAACAACGGCAGCGGUGGAGCCGUGCCCGUCUGGCAGGGCGUGCUGGAGCUGCUCCCGGACCAGGCCGUGGAAAACGCCAAGCUGGUGUGGCAGCGUGGCCGAGACAACCAGCUGGUGAUGGUCUCUGCCGGCCUGCUGACAUGUCUGACAGCCAUCUUCUUAGCAGGGCCCGUUAGGUUGAGGAGAAUUGACGCGGUGGCCUCUGUCCUGUGGUUCCUCAUCCUGUGCCUCUAUCUGGCGGAGGGUUACCUCCCCGAUGCGCCGGGCUGGAUGGACACAGCUAAGCUGGUCGCCGUCUCCCUCUGCUGCCUCGUCAGCUUUGCUGCCGCAGCCGCCACUCGCAAGCCGCCGGCUCCCCGCAGAGGCAGAUAUCGAAGAUACCUUGCAGGCAGCGCAGAAGUCCCACCGUUCAGCAUCCAGCCGCCUUUUCUGGCUCCUGACCCGGACACGUUCAUCCCCUCCCCGCCCCCCAACCUCUCCCAGCUCAUCAACCGUCAGCACGGUCCUCGUGAGCGCAAGGCUUCCCCUUCCUCGCUGCCCGGGCGCCUCAACCGAGCCCUGUGCCUAGGAACGAUCCCGCCCCUCACCAGGACCGACUCUGGUUACCUGUUCAGUGGCAGCAAACCGGCCUCGCUGUAUAACAACUCGCCAUCCUCAGAUUACUUCUCUCUGAAGUCAGGCAGCCGGCCGUCGUCCCCGGGCCCCUCCCCGACUCCCUCGGUGGCCGGCUCGGUGACGUCCAGCUCAGGUUCCGCCAGACAGCGGCGUCCCCUCAUCAGUCCCGCUCGCCUCAACUUCAGCACCCAGAAACCGCGGCUCUUCUCCCCGGAGCCUGAACCCCUGCACGCGUCCCCGCCCCUGUCCCCGUCUCAUUUCAGCCCCGAGCCAGCCUCCUCCAUUUACAGCAGCUGCUUCCACCGCGACAUAUCUCCUUUCCAAAGCCAAAACGAUCUGAGCUCACUAAUUAGAGAUGGCAGUGUGAUUGAAGAAGAGAAACGAAGCAGCUCCUCGGAGUCCUCUGCCUGUCAGGUUGGCACCACGACGCAGAGCCCAGAGGGCACGCCUCCCCCGACGGGUUUGGGGAAACGCCUCCUCUGGCCGGGCCUUCUGCUGGCCAGCCUGACGGCCAACCUGCUGUUCGCCGGCCUCUACAUGUAUCGCAACUGGAGAUGAAGCGCCCGCCGGCCCACCGCUGUGUCCCCGUAACCCCCGUACGGCACUGAGCGAGCCUCAGGACUCCCGUGGACCUCCUUCACUCUGCAGAGAUGGAAAACCUCCCCUUCUGGUCAUUCCUCAUGUUUUACUGGUGCUAGUUGAAAAUACAGAUGUCCGCUAACACGUUUUCCAGGCUAAACCGACCUCCUCUUUCAUAGUGUUGCAAAAAAAAAGAAAAAGCGGAAGGUAAAAUCAAAGUACGACUUUGGAUACAGGUCACUUACCUUUUGAUUUGGCUUUUUGGUCACUGAUUUAAGGAGCUCAAGUCGAGCUCUGAACCUUGAAGGCGUUUGGAAACCCAUGCUGUAAAAUGUGCGACAAGCGCUGUGUCGUUUUGUCAAUGCUGCUCGGGCACUGGGUCCCCUCAUGUUCUCAGUGUGUUCUCUCCCCCCAACAGUAGUUUAUUUUUGUUUUUGUUUUUUUACUGUAACCAAAAAGGAGACGCCAUUCUUCUUUCAUUUUUGCAUUUGGUCAAAUUCCGUUUUCAUUUAAAUGUCUACAAGAGCUCCAACCAAAUAUCUGUCUCACAUGGUCACAGUUGUGAAAGGAUUGACUGGAGCCCCCUGCCACAAAAAAUAUUUUUUUAUGCUCACUGUGUGCACAAAUGGUGUAUUUUAGCCAAGCCAUCUCGCCGAUUUUUCUUUUGGGAUGCAUCGCGGCGAACUUAUUACAACGAUGUAAAAAGAAUCUCAGCCUGAUUUCGGCUCUUAGUGCAUUGCUUGUCCACAGGUUGGUAGUGCUCACACUGUCUUUCUGAAUGGUGUCUGUUGUGUUUUGACGAAUUGAUCUGAAAGUUUGGUUAUUGUUUGUAUGCGUGUGCCGAACGUGGCAUUUACAGGAGCUGUAUAUUUUGUGUUUUUGCCAGCUGUGUAUGAACAGGAUGAAUUUAUUUAAGAACGUGUAUUAAAAAAUAUUAUGGAUUAACCACAUUUAGUUUUUUGUUUAAAGAAGACUAAUUUUGCGUUGUGUGGGUGAUUACAGUGCUGUGAGCUGGUUUCUAAAACGCAUGCUAAUAUGAUUUUUUUUCUUUUUUCUUUGAAAUUGUCAAACUUUUGAGCCAAAGUUUGUAGAAAAUGAAACAAACGUCAAUUAAAUUAACAGAAAUUUCUUACCGAAGACCUCUAAGACUGUCCAGUGAUGGGUGUACAGACAGUGUCUUUGGCAGCCUUUCCAAAAGCCCUACUGUAUGCAUUUGUACUGACUUUCUCCCUCGCAGGCUUUGUUGAUCGAGACACAAACAUGUUGAAAUGGAAAUGUUUUUUCAGCCGAGCAAAAAACGUCUUGAGAUUGAAGUCUUUUGAGAGGUAAUUGUUUUUCAGUUUUUAUAUGAAAUGUAUUUAGAGUGUAUUGUGCAUUCUUUGUUGAAAAUAAUCAUGUUGUUUUUGGACUGGACGAACGGGAGUCGUUUUUACUGUUUACACUACAGUGAUUGUUUGAAGAGUCGGUAUGCUGCUGCAGACUGCGAAACAGAUCUGUUUGGGAUUGUAUGCACAUUGGCUUCAUCAGCCAAGCUUUUUAAUAAAGUGUUUCUUUGUUCCCC
This is a messenger RNA of Menidia menidia (Atlantic silverside), 3615 nucleotides long. The record is from the annotation of a GenBank genome assembly. NCBI's taxonomy places the organism in Eukaryota, Metazoa, Chordata, Actinopteri, Atheriniformes, Atherinopsidae.